AUGUAUGCCAACACUGUCAAUGCCCCUGAUCUCAAACCCAGCAGCCUCAAGUUCAUCAACAAGGAAUCCAAGGGGAGUGCUGGCAUCCGCGACGAGGAAGACGUAUUUGUUCAUAAACGGGCCCCAGAUGAGAUCGUCGUAUUUCCAGGAUUUGCGGAGAUCAGGAGCAUCACGAUAGUCCAUACACGAUACGGAUCCAAGGGCAUCAUCUCAGAACUAACCGUGGGGGUUCAAGACCAUCAGCUCGGACAGGAAGCCUGCCAAGUGUGGAAUGAUGUAGACCGAGGUUCUUCCGGCUGCCUUUCGGCCGCCAGACUACUUGCUAACUCGGACUGGGAAAAUUCCUCCGCCGGUUCCUGA
Molecule: messenger RNA, 360 nt
Organism: Aspergillus nidulans FGSC A4
Lineage: Eukaryota; Fungi; Ascomycota; Eurotiomycetes; Eurotiales; Aspergillaceae
Exons: 2
Coding region: 1-360 (119 amino acids)
Source: RefSeq, a predicted model, not a curated record